AUAUUUUCCCCCAUUUUUUCGAUUUUCAUUUUUAUUUUUUAAAUUGUUUCGAUAAGCCAAAGCGGAGUGAAGCAGAUUCUGAAGCUCCAUAUUCAAUCCAAUCCUCAUCUCUAAUUCCAAUGGCUAUACUAAACUACAUCUCAGCUACCUCGACUCCCAUCUCCCAGGAUUCUUCAAUUCCACCUCCAUUGCCAGACCCAAGGCAAACCAAGGUCAUUCUCCCCAAAAAGAAGCCGGAAAAAUGGUCCACCGGAGUUUCUCCCGGCGACUACGGCGGCCCCCCUACCACAACCAAGCUCCGUAAGUACUGGGGUGGUGAAAAAGACGACCCCUUAACCUCCGAUGAUUAUAUCUGGAACAGAGAAUUCAUGGGUCGGAUGAAAAAGUUAAUGAAGGACCAACCUGAUGAUUCAUCUGUUCGCGUCAAUAAAGCUAAGGAUGAGCCUUCUGGAUUUCUUAGCUUGAAUAGAGUCAUGACCCUUGAUAGUUUGGAAGUCGAUUUGAGCAAAGAACUAAUGGCUCCUCCGAUGCCUCUGAAGGAAAACGUUGUCGAGGAAAAGAUUCAGGUCGAUAACCGCAAGUCACCCAGAUGGAGAUUGGCACCAACAAGGCGUGAGCAAGAGAAGUGGGAUAGGGCAUAUAAGGCAGCUACUGGAGGCAGUGACGUGAUGUUUCGAGAAUUGAGAAGGCCUCAAGGGGAUCCCGAAGUAUUGGCCGCCUUAUCGAGGGAACAGUAUUUUAAGUUAAAGAAGAAGCUGCAAACCUUAACCCUGGCAAUAGGAGGUGUUGGUUUGGUCUCAGCUUAUGUUUCUUAUUCCCCGGAAGUUGCUGCUAGCUUUGGUGCUGGGCUAAUUGGUUCUCUUGUGUAUGUACGAAUGCUCGGGAGUAGCGUAGAUUCUCUGGCAGAUGGAGCAAGAGGACUUGUCAAGGGAGCCGUUGCACAACCACGGUUACUAGUUCCAGUUAUACUAGUGAUGGUAUAUAACCGUUGGAACGGUAUUCUUGUUGAAGAUUAUGGAGUUAUGCAAUUACAGUUGAUACCAAUGCUAGUUGGGUUCUUCACAUACAAGGUAGCUACCUUUGUUCAAGCUUUAGAGGAGGCGCUUACGGUCACUAAGAACGAACCGCAAGCCUAGGAUAUACUUUUAGCUCAGCUGAUAAAAAGACAAAGGUAGCAAAGACAUGAAUGUUUGGUGAUGAGCCAACAGCUGAAAGUACCAACUUAUGUCAUUUUCUGAUCAACCUGUGUGGUUUUGAGCUGUCACAA
This is a messenger RNA of Cucurbita maxima (winter squash), 1267 nucleotides long. RefSeq lists its product as uncharacterized. The record is from RefSeq and is a predicted model, not a curated record. The transcript has 10 exons. Lineage: Eukaryota; Viridiplantae; Streptophyta; Magnoliopsida; Cucurbitales; Cucurbitaceae. The coding region runs from base 120 to 1136 and encodes 338 amino acids.